CUCCCUCCGGCCGGCAGGCUGGGCGCACAGGGGCGCGGGCCCCCGCCCGGCGCGCAGCGGCACCAUGGGCACGGUGCUGUCCCUGUCCCCCAGCUACCGGAAGGCCACGCUGUUUGAGGAUGGCGCGGCCACGGUGGGCCACUACACGGCCGUGCAGAACAGCAAGAACGCCAAGGACAAGAACCUGAAGCGGCACUCCAUCAUCUCCGUGCUGCCUUGGAAGAGGAUCGUGGCCGUGUCGGCCAAGAAGAAGAACUCCAAGAAGGUGCAGCCAAACAGCAGCUACCAGAACAACAUCACGCACCUCAACAAUGAGAACCUGAAGAAGUCGCUGUCGUGCGCCAACCUGUCCACGUUCGCCCAGCCCCCACCGGCCCAGCCGCCCGCGCCCCCUGCCAGCCAGCUCUCGGGCUCCCAGACCGGGGUCUCCUCCUCGGUGAAGAAGGCCCCGCAUCCGGCUCUCAGCUCCGCAGGGACGCCCAAGCGUGUAAUCGUCCAGGCGUCCACCAGCGAGCUGCUGCGCUGCCUGGGCGAGUUUCUCUGCCGCCGGUGCUACCGCCUGAAGCACCUGUCCCCCACGGACCCUGUGCUCUGGCUGCGCAGCGUGGACCGCUCGCUGCUUCUGCAGGGCUGGCAGGACCAGGGCUUCAUCACGCCGGCCAACGUGGUCUUCCUCUACAUGCUCUGCAGGGAUGUCAUCUCCUCCGAGGUGGGCUCGGACCACGAGCUCCAGGCCAUCCUGCUGACCUGCCUGUACCUCUCCUACUCCUACAUGGGCAACGAGAUCUCCUACCCGCUCAAGCCCUUCCUGGUGGAGAGCUGCAAGGAGGCCUUUUGGGACCGCUGCCUCUCCGUCAUCAACCUCAUGAGCUCCAAGAUGCUACAGAUCAACGCCGACCCACACUACUUCACACAGGUGUUCUCCGACCUGAAGAAUGAGAGCGGUCAGGAGGACAAGAAGCGGCUCCUCCUGGGGCUCGAUCGGUGAGCCCUGUGGUCCGCAUCAUGGCUCAAGGAUUCAAUUCAUUUUUAAAAAUUUAUUAAGCAAAUCAGAUUUUGUGUACAGUAUAUGUCUAGCGAAGCCACCGAGGGCCUGUCCCUUCCCACCUUCUCUCCUUGGGGUUUUCUUCAGCCCUGCCAAGAACUCUGGGCGCUUUUGAACUCCCGAACCUUGUGCAAAACCCAGAAGAUGUAUCGAGCCACCCAGGCCGCCGACCUCUCAACUUUGGGGAAUUCAAAGGACUGACCUGCCUCUGCCACCUGUGCCCUUGCUGGACCGGGGCAGGUGACCACUGUGGGUGAGGCUGCCCGCUGUGCCUAGCAUGGGAGCCGGAGGGGGGUCGCCUCCGGCCAGUUGGCCCAGGGAGCAGUUGGCGUUUUUGGUUGGAGGUCCUUUUCUGGCUCCUGUUUUGGGUCGUCCGUUCUCCCCGAGGCCUGUGGAGCUCGCCACCUUGACCGAGCCACGAGUGGGGGUGUGAAGGCAGGAUGCCCGCCACCCUGGGACCCCUCUUCAGUCGUGGAGAAGCCGGCCUGGUACAAAGAUUGUGUCCUCUCGUUUGGCCGUGCACGACCCUGGUUUGCUCUUUUGUCUUUUUUAGGGAGAAGGGCUUUCCUUUAGUGAAGACACGGAACUUGUCCCCCCCGCCCCCAGCCAUGUUGAUGGUGGUGGUUAAUGAGCUGGUUUGACUCAUUAAGUUCUUUGAUUUUGGUUUCUCGCUAAAGGGGUGGGGUGAAGCUGGGGGCAGUUCCGUUCCUGGGUGAAUUUUUCAUUUGACUAAUGCAGCUUACUCACCCUGUGGCGGAGGCCAGGGCAGUUGCAGGUGCCCACUACCGACAGCCUGCCUCCUGGGUGGGUGAGAGGGUCGUGCCUGAGACUGGCUAAUGCCCACCCAUGGGCUCAAGCCUCUUGCCGGUGCAUGUGACAUUUCGUCUGCAGGGCUGGGGUGAGGGAGUGAUGUCAGAUCAGGGUGAUGUGGUAGUGAUGGCACCCCCCAUCCCCACCCCUGUUCAUUUAAAGCCGUUUCCAAACAGUUCAGUUUCUUCCGAAGAGGCAGCCUUGCCUGCAAGGCCCCAGUGAGGCCGCUGGGUCUUGGAGACCCUUCCAAGAUGGGAGUAGUGCUCCCGGUUGCUUCGGAAGCCUGCUGAUUCUGUACCUGGUCAUUUGCAGCUGCUGCUUGGGGUGCCCACCUUGCCCUAACGGCCGCGAGAACACGGGAUGUGUGCUUCAUCAGUUCCUUUCUAAUUCUCCCCAAUUUGGUGGCUUGGGACUUGGGAGAGGGGCGGGGGAAGGGAGCGAGCCUUCCUCCAUGGCCGGCACUCUGGCUUUAGGGAACAAAGACCAACGUGAAGCCGCUCUGGGGACUUCUCUCUUCCAGUCCCAGCAAUCCCCCCCCCCCCCUCCGGGAGUGCCGGAGGGGGGACCAGAGGGGAUGGCAGAGCGCCCUUUGACACAGGAUUAGGUUCCAGGUGGCUGCUGGUUUCAGCACAAACACUACUGAAAUUGACACUUAACAAGAGAAAGCUGUGAAAGCGCUCCCAUUCCGGGACCAGAGGAGGAGGGUCUGCCCCCGGCCAGAGCGUCUGCCGGGCUGGGCCUCGAGGCCUGCGCGGAGCCUCCCCCUGCCCCCCGGGCCUGCCAGCGAACCUCCGUGGAGUUGGAAGGGACCUGCGGCUGCCAGCACCCCUGCACAGACUGGCCAAGGCGCCAGUUCCCCAGCGGAGCUGUCACACAGCCGGGGCCGUCUGUUCAGAUCCUGCCUCCACGUGCGACCAGAGGUAGGAGGCGAGGUCCAGGUGCCGAGUUUCCAGAGGAGGGGGCGCGUUUCCCUCAUCCGCUCAUUAGGCGGCUGAACUUGGCCUGAAACCGUGAGGUUAGGUUGUAUCCCCGGGAUUCUGGUUUUAUGCGUUUCCUUCUCUCUUUCUCCGUAUUUAUUUUUUUAUUUCUUGGAGGAGGUGCAAAUUUCAGGAGUGGCCGGGGACUUAAGGAAAUAAGUCUCUGGUUCCCCCUCCCCCCCGCCCCCCCAGUGUGAAGCCUGCCACGUUCUGCUCUCAGUCCUUGCGCCCGUCAGGAUCGUGAAGGAACCCGUGUACUUGAGCGUGCAGGCAGUGAACCCAUUUGACAUGCUGCUAUGAAGACUACUUUUAGAACAACGAUAAAAAAAAAAAAAAGGAAAAAAACCUAACCUACAGAAAAAGAAACAAAACCCUUUAUUCUUUAAUUGUUGCUUUUACAGUGAUAUUGUGCAUGCGAACCAGGAGCAUUUUGUGUCUUAAGAAAAAUAAUCUUAGAACAGAUGGCCGUGAGCAUUACACCCGUUGACAGAACAAGUCACAGGAAUAAUAGUUCAGGAUUUGGUUUUUCUCUUUUUCUUGUAAACCCGACGGGUUGAUAUAUUCUUUCCAUACGACUAUUAGAAUCUAGUUUUGUUCCAACAGUUGUUAAACUUGCAAUGAAAAGAAAAUGUGCCAUUUUUUCCCCACUCGGAAUUAUUCAUAGCUGUAUAUUUGAAACUGCUAAUUACGCGUGCAGUGUGUGUUGGUUCUUAGUGCAAUUUGUUCUGUAGCUCUUCUUUGACCAAACCGUGGGUAUUGUUAAUAUUAAUUUAUAUUUGUCUCAUUCUGUAUGUGUGUGUAGUGUGUUUGUAAGUAUGUGUGGUUUAUAAUCUGACAAGGUCAUGAAGCUCAGUUUGGCUGUAAUUUAAUUCCCCUUCCCUUAUUUUUAUUUAUUUUUGUACUGUGCUGAUUAAAUAAAAUGCACUGACCAUCCAUUA
Messenger RNA from Suricata suricatta (meerkat), 3770 nucleotides. RefSeq names its product cyclin dependent kinase 5 regulatory subunit 1 (gene CDK5R1). The transcript has a single exon. Gene Ontology annotation, molecular function: cyclin-dependent protein serine/threonine kinase activator activity; protein kinase binding. The coding region runs from base 65 to 988 and encodes 307 amino acids. Gene Ontology annotation, cellular component: cytoplasm; protein kinase 5 complex. The record is from RefSeq and is a predicted model, not a curated record. NCBI's taxonomy places the organism in Eukaryota, Metazoa, Chordata, Mammalia, Carnivora, Herpestidae. Gene Ontology annotation, biological process: activation of protein kinase activity; positive regulation of cyclin-dependent protein serine/threonine kinase activity; brain development.